Oncorhynchus keta (chum salmon) is the source of this 3543-nucleotide messenger RNA. RefSeq names its product claudin-4-like. The record is from RefSeq and is a predicted model, not a curated record. Gene Ontology annotation, cellular component: plasma membrane; bicellular tight junction. Lineage: Eukaryota; Metazoa; Chordata; Actinopteri; Salmoniformes; Salmonidae. The transcript has a single exon. Gene Ontology annotation, biological process: bicellular tight junction assembly; cell adhesion. The coding region runs from base 111 to 797 and encodes 228 amino acids. Gene Ontology annotation, molecular function: structural molecule activity.
AGACACACACACAAGCACAUACUCACACAGACACCCACCCUGCUGUGCCUGCAGCUGGUUAAACCCUGCUGUUAGGCCUCUUCCUGUGAGGAGCUAAGCUCAGCUCAGUCAUGAAGCGGCAGUUGGAGCUAGCAGCAUUGGGCCUGGGCAUUACAGGCUGGCUGUGCGCCAUCCUCACCCGCUGCCUGCCCCUGUGGAAAGUCAGCGGCACUCUGGACAACUCCACAGCCACGCUGCCAGCAUACUGGGAUGGGGUGUGGCUGGAAUGGGACCACUGGGACCUCAACCAUGACGGUAGCCUCCACUGCUCCUUCUACCAGUCUUUGUUAUCCCUCUCUGGAAACUUCCAAACAUGGAGAAGCUUGAUCAUGGCUUCUAUAGGUGCUGGAGCUUUUGCUGUGGUCAUCAGUAUCAUUGGAGAGGUGUGGUUUCCGAAGAGGAAUCAGGUGAAAGUUGUCUCCGGUGUGGUGUUUGUGCUGUCUGGAAUACUGCUGCUUGUCCCUGUCGCUUGGACCUGCCACCACACUAAUGAGCCACUGGAGGGCGCUGUGGUGCUGAGGAGAGACUGGGGAGCUGCACUGUACAUAGGAUGGAUCUCCUUCUCUCUGACGGUAGUAGGGGGAGGGUUUCUCAGUACUAGAUGCCUCACGUUCCAGCAGCAGGAUGAGUCAGAAAGAGGGAGUUACCCUCCAGGUUAUCCUGUGGCAGAGCAGGAGCCAACCAACCCCCUGGAUACUAUCCACAGGACUGCUUUUAGACACAGCCAGUAUGCUCGGGCAACAACACAACCUUCAUGAGAAGGGCCUUGAGUGAGGAACCUUCCACCUAUGAAUUAUUCUUCUGUGAAAUUCUCCCUAAAUUGCAUGUGUACUAGGUAUGAAUGGAUUUCUAGGUACUAUAGACAAUGUUAGAAGUCAUUCUUCUACUGCAAUGAAGCACUUUGAAAGAUGUUGAAGAAUUUAUAAUAGGGGUAAAGGAGUAGCACCAUGGAGAGGUAAUUGCGCUUUCAACUGUAAUAAUUGGGUCUGAAAUGUUGUCAACUUGCUUAAUUUUUGUAUUGGUGGUGAGGGUUAAGCAUCUAAGUGUUACAUUGCCUUCAGAAAGUAUUCACACCCCUUGACUUUUUCCACAAUUUGUUGUGCUACAGCCUGAAUUAAACAAUUAUUACAUUUAAAUCAAAUCAAAUCAAAUUUUAUUUAGCUUUUGUGACACUGGCCUACACACAAUGCCCCAUAUGUCAAAGUGGAAUUAUGUUUUUUAUAAAUUGAGAAGAAAUGAAAAGCUGAAACAUUUUGAGUCAAUACGUAUUCAACCUGUGUUACGGCAAGCCUAAAUACGUUCAGAAGUACACAUUUGGUUAACAAGUCACAUGAGCUGCAUGAACUAGUGUUUAACAUGAUUUUUGAAUAACUACCUCGUCUCUGUACCCCACACAUCUCUGCCCCAAUUAUUUGUAAGGGCCCUCAGUCGAGUAGUGAAUUUCAAACACAGAUUCAACCACCAAGACAAGGGAGGUUUUCCAAUGCCUAGCAAUGAAGGGCACCUAUUGGUAAAUGGGUCAAAAAUAAAGCAGACACUGAAUAUCUCUUUGAGAAUGGUGAAGUUAUUCAUUACAAUUUGGAUGGUGUAUCAAUACACACAGUCACUACAAAGAUACAGGCAUCCUUCAUAACUCAUAAAUACUUCAGAGUUCAAGUAACAGACAACUCAACAUCCAACCACCUCUAAAGGACACCAAUAAGAAGACGAGACUUGCUUGGGCCAAGAAACAUGAGCAAUGGACAUUAGACCUGUGGAAAUCUGUCCUUUGGUCUGAUGAGUCCAAAUUUGAGUUUUGGUUCCAACCGCUGUGUCAUUGUGAGAAGUAGAGUAGAUGAACAGAUGAUCUCCGCAUGUGUGGUUCCCACCAUGAAGCAUGGAGGAGGUGUGAUGGUGACACUGAUUUAUUUAGAAUUCAAGGCACACUUAACCAGCAUGGCUAUCACAGCAUUUUGCAGCAAUACGCCAUCCCAUCUGGUUUGCGCUUAGUGGGACAAUCAUUUGUUUUUCAACAGGACAAUGACUCAAAACACACCUCCAGGCUGUAUAAGGGCCAUUUGACCGAGAAGGAGAGUGACGGAGUGAUGCAUCAGAUGACCUGGCCUCCACAAUCACCCGACCUCAACCCAAUUGAGAUGGUUAGGAAUGAGUUGGACCGCAGUGAAAGAAAAGCAGCCAAUAAGUGCUCAGCAUAUGUGGGAACUCCUUCAAGACUGUUGGAAAAAUCAGUCCUCAUGAAGCUGGUUGAGAGAAUUCCAAGAGUGUGCAAAGAUGUCAAGUCAAAGUGUGGCUACUUUGAAGAAUCUCAAAUAUAAAAUAUAUUUUGAUUUAACACUUUUUGGCUUACUACAUGAUUCCAUGUGUUAUUUCAUAGUUUCUGUUUUCACUGUUAUUCUACAAUGUAGAAAAUAGUACAAAUAAAGUUAAACUCUUGAAUUAGUAGGUGUGUAGGUACUUUUGACCGGUACUGUAAAUCAGCUUGAAAAAUCUAUGGCAAGACUUGAAAAUGGCUGUCUAGCAAUGAUUAACAACCAGCUUGACAGAGCUUGUAGACCCUUUUCAAUAAUAAAUGUGCAAAUAUUGUAUAAUCCAGGUGUGCUAAGCUCUUAGAGACCUAUCAAGAAAGACUGACAGCUGUAAUCACUGCCAAAGGUGAUUCUAACAUGUAUUCACGUCACCCCGCUCCUCCGCUCUCUCCACUGGCUUCCAGUUGAAGCUCGCAUCCGCUACAAGACCAUGGUGCUUGCCUACGGAGCUGUGAGGGGAACGGCACCUCAGUACCUCCAGGCUCUGAUCAGGCCCUACACCCAAACAAUGGCACUGCGUUCAUCCACCUCUGGCAUGCUCGCCUCCCUACCACUGAGGAAGUACAGUUCCCGCUCAGCCCAGUCAAAACUGUUCGCUGCUCUGGCUCCCCAAUGGUGGAACACACUCCCUCACGACGCCAGGACAGCGGAGUCAAUCACCACCUUCCGGAGACACCUGAAACCCCACCUCUUUAAGGAAUACCUAGGAUAGGAUAAAGUAAUCCUUCUCACCCCCCCCCCCCUUAAAAGAUUUAGAUGCACUAUUGUAAAGUUGCUUUUCCACUGGAUGUCAUAAGGUGAAUGCACCAAUUUGUAAGUCGCUCUGGAUAAGAGCGUCUGCUAAAUGACUUAAAUGUAAAUGUAAAUGUAUUGACUCAGGGGUGUGAAUACUUAAAUAAAUGAGAUAUUUUAUUUAAUUUUCAAUAAAUUUGCUAACAUUUAUAAAAACAUGUCUUCACUUUGUCAUUAUGGGGUAAUGUGUGUAGAUGGGUGAGAAAAACAAUUUACAAAAUGUGGAAUAAGUCAAAGGGUAUGAAUACUUUCUGAAGGCACUGUACAAUUUCUGCUCGAGUAAUGUCAGUAAUACAUUCUUGAUAUUGCCCCUUUACCUGCAUAAACUUGGCAUAGGGCUAUUGAUUCAGUUUUUGGAGAGACAAUGCUAUAGUAAUCACAAAAAUGAAUAAAAACAAUGAAAUUA